Messenger RNA from Morchella sextelata, 1140 nucleotides. RefSeq lists its product as uncharacterized. The record is from RefSeq and is a predicted model, not a curated record. NCBI's taxonomy places the organism in Eukaryota, Fungi, Ascomycota, Pezizomycetes, Pezizales, Morchellaceae. Gene Ontology annotation, biological process: DNA integration; DNA recombination. Gene Ontology annotation, molecular function: DNA binding. The transcript is spliced from 3 exons. Bases 1 to 1140 code for a protein of 379 amino acids.
AUGCCUGUUCUACGGGAGGGCCGGGCCAUUAUCAUGGCCGUUCUCGUGCCUAAUUCCUGGUGCGGUUCUGCUGCUCAACAUGGGUUAAUAAGCUGUCUUGGCGGUGUGGGUGAGUAUAUUAGUGAUCAUCGCGACUUCGUGACUUCACGACUUCGCAUGAUACCCCACGGCGAGGGGUAUCAUGGUCCUGGUCCACCUCCUCCUACCACGAGGGCACUGCCCGCGGUCUAUAAGUUGCGACGGCGCCCGCGCAGCCCAAAAUUUGCACACACACUGAUGCUCAACCCCAACGACAACGCGCCUGAUAUCAUGAACUGCGAUACCACAACCAGCCCCGAAGAGCUCAACUGGGCGCCUGAUAUGAUGGACUGCGAUACCACAACCAGCUCCGAAGAGCCCAACUGGGAAGAGACGUGGGCAGCGCUGGAGACUGGUUCUACGCAGGGUGAUCAGAUUUGCCCCACAACGCUGCUGGUGUAUUCGGAUCUAAAUCAAUACCUAAAACGACUAGGCGUGCUAGCUGGAUAUCCACAAAAACUCACCACAUACGUAUUGCGCAGAGGGGCUGCAAACGCUGUCGAUUGCCCUGAGGUGACGGACGUGCAGAGAAAUCAGAUCAUGGGUCACGCAAGGGCGGACGUCUUUCGGAAGCAUUAUCUGCACUCAACCGUGAAAGUAGAUACACAGAGCGCGUAUUUGGGGACUGUCAGCCGCGCCGACCUCAUUAGGAAUAUUGGCUUAAUGAGUGCAAAUAGAGACCCCCGGGCUCCUGUCAGGCUUAAGCCUGGGUUCAAACUUGACAAUCAUCCGGAGAUCGCCGCUCUCAAAGCUGAGAGAGAUCGCAUGGGGCGGAGUCUACGCGCAGAAUAUGGCAUGCUCAAGGCGUCCGAAUCAGCAUUUCCAGCGGGCCAUGAGGCAUAUAUAGCUGCUAAGCGAAAGCUCAAUGCAUGUAAGGUUAGCAUAAAACGCGCCGAAUUGGAACAGUCAAGAAAGACCUUCUUUGAGAGAGAUGAUCAUGAAGAAAUUCAGCAUCAACUACGUGGUGCAGAGGCCUCAAUGUUCACUUAUACCGAGCCUAAGCUAUGCCCAUUGAGAACUUUGGUCGCUACAUAUCACAAGGGCGGUAGCGAUAUCUCAUGA